AUGCCGCUUCACGAAGAAGAGCAAGCCACAUCAUUGAUUGCAUCUGCCAAACAGCAGAUGAGCAAUGGCACAGCUGCCAAAAAGAAACGACGAAAGAAAAGGCGCCAGAACAAACGAGAGUACAGGGGCAUCUUUUCAUCCUCGAUAUGCGACAUGUUUACCUCUCCGGCACGUAGUAAAACCGAUGCUUGUGCACUCGCAUGUUGUGGCAUUUGGUUGUGGGAACGCAAUCAGUUCUUGUUGCAUGGCAAGCAUCCCAAAAAGUGGACCCAACGACCACUGGAAACCGCCCUCUUUUUGCUCUUGAUUGCCACUCUGGUCCUAGCCUCCAUCGAUUUGGAAUCCAAAGCUUUGAAGAUUUGCGUCAUCAUCAUUGUGGCCAUUGGUAUUUGGCGUUUGUUGGAAUUUGAAUAUUCACGAUCUAGGUUUCGCAAGGAACUGGCGGAAGAAGAGUUUCAUCGACAAAACUUGAUUCACAACAAUGCAACCGCGGAAGACGCCAUGGUGCUGGAGCCUGGGCACGCCCAGCGGCGAUUGUCACCCACGGCGACGGAACGAACUGAUAUUGGACAAGAAGAGCAUCUGAAACAAUUUCUGUCAUUGCACUGGAAUGAAAUCAAUCGGAGACAUAAUCUAUUGAACUGUGUGCGCAAUGACACCCAUGUGGUAGUAGACGACGAUAAUGAUGAAGAGUACGAGGACGAGGACGAGGAAUUUGAUGUAGACGAUGAAGAUAAUCGUGACUUUUGUCAACGACUUUGGAACUGCUUUGCCAAUGUGCUUUGCAAUACCUGUUGCAUGUGUUGGUGUGUUUGGUGUGGAAUGUGCGCCAUUGCCCAAGAACACCGACACUUGGCCAAAGUGCUGCCCAACACACCUUCCUUAUGGCAACGGGAUUACAUCACCAUGCAACCUUGGAGCGAGUACUUUCCAAGCAUUCUCGCAUUGAGAAACUCGGAAAAUAUGUCGUUUUGGGCCCAUUGCAAAGCACUCUCGGAAUUAUCGUCCAAACUUCUCAAGGCUUGUGGCAUCUUUUUACUAUUUGCCAUCCUCUUAACCAUGUUCUUGCCGGUCCAAUAUGAAAAGUGGCAACUUGGAAUCAUGUUUGGAGCUCUGGUCGAACCUAUCGCCAUUUUAUUCUUAACCUACUGGUACUGGAAUCGUCUCGAUGUAUCCUUGGAUGCCAUUGUCAAGUACUUUUCUUCUGGAUUCUUCCUCUGUACUAGCAUGGUAUUGGUAUACGAAUUCUUGGCGUCCAUGGUGGCGAGUUUUGCCGUGGUCACUUAUUCCUUUCUGGGAACCCUCAUGUUGGUGCUCUUUGGAGACGUGGAAAUUGAUAAUUUUGAAGAUGUCAACAUGGACGAGCAAUCCAUCUUUGAUGUUAUGGCGCCUCCAGAUAUGGGUGGAAACACAACAACCACAACAGCCACAGACGAAGCAGAAAAUACUUUGAAAUUACCUACCGCCUUUGUCUUGACCAUUGCUAUUUUGGGAGCACUCUUGAAUGCAUUUGGUGUCGCGGCAUUGGUGGAAGAAACUUUUAAAUAUCUUUCCUUCUGGAUGGUGGAGCACCCAGAUAUGGAAAACAAUGUGUCCUUGGUUCCCCUAUCCGCCGACGACGAACGCCACCAAGGAGAAAACGCAGGAUUGCUUUCCGCUGGUAGCCAACCAACGACUCACAGCAGUGUCGACCCCUCGGCUCAAUCAUCUUCCAAGCAUCCGAUUAGUCUCGAAUCUCGCGGUGCGGCUAUUACUGUGUCAAUGAUUGCGGUCGCUGCUGGGUUUGCAUGUGCCGAGAACUUGUUGUAUAUUUUUGUAUAUACAGAAAAUGACUUGGCCGCCGAAACCACAACUUUGAUAUUGCGGGCUCUCUUUCCAGUGCAUCCUCUCUGUGCAGCCAUUCAAUCCAUUGCCGUCGUCCAGCGGGACAUUGAAAAGGAUCGCUCGGUGGGAGUUGGUCGAAUCAUCUUUGCAGCCUUUCUGUUGCACGGAAGUUUUGAUUUCAUCCUCAUGGCGUAUGCUUCUGUUAUGCGAAUCUUGAAGGGAGACGAUGAAUCCGAUACUGACGAAGAGGCACAGACUUCCAUGGCGGAUUGGAUUGUCUUUGGUUGCUCGUUGCUGAUUCCAUUGAUGGGAUUGGAAUUCUACUUUUACUAUGCUCGAAAACAAACCAAGCGGCUUGUCGAUUUAGACACUGGAAGAGUUAGCAGCAGUCAACAAGUGGGUGAUGAACCACCAGAAGUUGUGUGA
Cylindrotheca closterium is the source of this 2250-nucleotide messenger RNA. The record is from the annotation of a GenBank genome assembly. Lineage: Eukaryota; Bacillariophyta; Bacillariophyceae; Bacillariales; Bacillariaceae.